This is a messenger RNA of Paramuricea clavata, 5492 nucleotides long. The record is from the annotation of a GenBank genome assembly. Lineage: Eukaryota; Metazoa; Cnidaria; Anthozoa; Malacalcyonacea; Plexauridae.
GUUUUUUCUGAGAAUUGUUUGCGAUGUCUGUUCUUGUUGCAAAGUCCUAUGGUAAUUGUAAGGCUGGUUUACACUACUGUCAUCAGACUCAUCACAGAAACUGUGAUAGGAAUUUUACAUCAAGUUUUGAAGGAUUUGCAAGAGCGUUUUGAGGGAACUGACAUCAGUUCCAUCACAUAUUUCUUACAAACCUUUCAAAACUUAGAAUUUAACUGUGCAAAAUUCCUACUGUGAUCACAGAAACUUUGAUAGUGUAAACCCUCUGGUAUAAAACCAGGCUUAAAUUCCUUAAAUGUUUCGCGUCACAUGUAUUCAAACACUCAAACACACAUAUCCAAGAUGACAAACGUUAAUUGGAAGUUUUGAGUAUUUGUACCUAAAUAUAUCAAAAUUAGUGUUCCAUGAUUGUUAUAGACUGUAGUGAAAAAUGUAGUCACUCUUUGUCACUCCAAUAAUAUACUGUCUUUCUUUUUAAAGAUGAGCACCAUAACACCUGGGCGUCUGUGGUGAUUUUAACUUUUAAUUUCCUAAUGGUGGAGAGACCUUCACACACUGCAUAAAAGGGCUAGACAAGCAAACAUCUCGUUUUAUUUCGAUCUAUACCAUUCAGAUUGGCGUUUUAUCAAUGCCAUUAUGCCAAUGGCAACAAACGGAAUGGCGUGAGAAUCAUUGAGAUGAGUCAGUUUUAUGACACUGCGAGUGUCCAUCGUUAGUUGUCAAUGACGGUAUGCACGUGGCUUAUGAAUACUAAUUAAUUAUAUAUAUACCACUACCACAGUCUACAGAAUAAAUAAAUAAUCUGUACUGCUCAUUUCACUAUUGUUUUGGAUAUUUUGUUAUGAGAAAGACAUCCAGUAUGUUAGGAAUGGCUGCAGCCGGGGCAGUUGUGCUUUAUGGUGCAUAUUCAUAUUUACAGAGGAGAAAGGAGAAACAGACGAAUGAAAUUAUCAAUGAUAUUGUAUGCCACAUUUUGAGUUUUAUAUGCUUAUUUUAUAUUUAUAUAUCGUUGUGUUUGAUGGAGUUUUGACGAGGGGGGUUUUAAGGGAACAAGGACUACAAGGUUUAUUUUGUAAUUGGAACAAGGGAACAUAGUGAAAUCAAGGUUCCAAAGGAAAAGUUUCCAAAGGAAAAGUUUUCAAAUGAACAUAUGGGAACACCCCUCAAUCCCCCUUCUCCCCCUUCUCCCACUUCAAUAUGUAGCAAAUACAGAUCUGCAUUUCAUUAAUACUUCUCAAGUGUUACUUGAAUCAUAAUAGUUUUGCAACUUUCUGGAUCAAAUGAUGGACUGAUUUCUGUAAUUUAUACUUUUGCUGAAUGUGGCUUGCACAUCAGAGGUCGUGGUCAUUCUAGUGUGCAAGUCACCACUGCCAUAUGGAUGAGUUGACAAAGGAUUUUCCUUUGGAACAAUUCAAAUUUUAUUCAACAUGGCGAAAAUUUGACAGUGGCUGCACACUGCCUGUAUGUAAGGGGGUGGACAGGGGGGAGGAGAGUGUUAGAAUUAUGGUGUAAUGGUAAAAAUUUAAGAUUAAGUGGUGAAUACUUAGGAAAAUAUAGCUGGAGAAUUAAAGCUACCAGCCCAUUUUAAGUACAUUCAAUGUUAACUGGUACAUUAUUAUUGCACCGACCAUGGUGAAAAGUUGUACUAUAUCUGCAGAUGAAGGAGAUGGAAGAUGCAAAUGUUUUUAUUCGGGAUCCAGUUGGCCUGCGAGAGAAAUUGAAAGCUUUUCUUGAAGGUGGUGCAGAGAAAAUGCAGGUUUGUAGAACCAAGCCUAGCUUAUUUAUAAAUUAACCAUUAAAAAUAGUCACAAGUUAAAACAAUGAGUGACUGGAUGGCAUGAUGAACAUUAACCAAUUGAACCAAGCAGCUCCUUAAUAGGUUAAAUGCGUCUUGUGUUAGACAGAGGAAGAUAAUAAAAUAUGGCAUCUUAGGAUGCAAAUACAACUUAAUGGGUUAAAAAAACAAGUCCUUGAUCAUUAAAGUAAAAUGUGUUGUUUACUAAAGAAAAAUGACACAAAUUGUUUCAUUUUUUUCAGUGUAUUGCUGAUUUUGAUGGUACAUUAACAAGGGGGUCAUUCAAAGGGGAAAAAGCACAUAGUAGUUUUGGUACUGUGACAGAUGGCCAGUCAUAAAUGCUUUUUUGGAAAUUUCCUAUAUUUUUAUAAUUUAUAGUAGUAUAUGCAAGUAUAUAAGUACAUGUCUAAAAUUAAUGUGCUCUUCAAUACAUAUAGCUGUUGUUGCCCGUUCUGCAUUGUUACCAGAGGAUGUUGAAAAAAAGGUUUGUGAGUUUGAUGAAAGUUUUCUCAGGGUAUUGCACAUUAUUUUGUGAUGUUUUAGAAUUCCUGAAUUACUCUUAAAAUAUUACUUCAGGAAAAAGAACUACAAGCAAAGUAUUAUCCAAUUGAGAGAUCCAGGUGAUUGUAACUUUAUUCUCUCAGCUAAUUUCUAGCUAGCGGAACUUUUUAGAGAUAAUAAAUCUUUCUGGUCUCUAAAUUCUAUGUAAGUAUGUCAUCGUCUUCAUCAUGAAGCUGUCAGUAAUAGUUUUCCUGUUCAUUUUUUACCAGUGAUAAAACCGAGGAAGAAAAAUUCAAGGCUAUGACAGAAUGGUAAUAAUUAAUAUGAAACACACUUUUGGGAUGUUUAUUAAUGAUUUUAUGUAAACUUGUUAAUUAUUGUUUAUUUUUCUUCUGUACAGAAGAAAAACAUAAAUAAAGGAUUUUCCUAUUUAUCCAAAAAGAUUUCUUCCCACAGGUGGAAAGGAAUCUUUGAAAUUCUGGAAGAGGGUGGCUUCCAGAAACAAAUGAUUCCAGAGAUGGUUAAAAAUGGAACUUCAGUUUUAAGGUAAAAUGUGAAUCUGAAGCAAUAUUGUCCAAAUGUACUGAAUGGAAUCUUUUGACAAUUGGUAAUAAAUUUAUUUUUAGGGAGGGUGGACUUUAUUUUCUGCAGAGAUUAGAUAAAGAGAAAAUACCUUUGUUGGUAUUUUCCGCUGGCAUUGGAGGUAAUUGUCAUCACCAUUAUCACAGCCAUCAUCAUUAUAUUCAUCAUUAUAAUAUAGCAUUUGUAAAUUAUGAACGCUGAUUGGCUAAGAGCCGUGUUGAUAUAACUCCAUGUCAACACGGGAAAUUUUCCGCCGCUUGUAACACGGAAAUUGUUCUUAUUCUUCGGGCUUUUGACAUUGCUAUAUUAUAAAACAAAUAUAAAACAUUUUUUUCCGUAUUGAUAUAUAGUUAUAUCAACACUCGUGGAAGUUGGGAAAACUCGAAAUUGUGUGAAAACACUCCGCCCUUCGGGCGUCGUGUUUCCACACAAUUUCUCGUUUUCCCAAUUUCCACUCGUGUUGAUAUAACUGUAUAUCAACACGGAAAAUGUUUUAUAUUUGUUAAUUAUAUCACCCCCACCAUCAUUACCAUGACCACCACCAUCAUCCCCACCAUCACCAUCAAAACCACCAUCACCAUCAAAACCACCAUCAUCGCAAUAAAACACCACCACUAUCACAAUCAACACCACCAUCAUUACCAUGACCACCAUCAUCAUCUUCCCCACCAUCAUUACCACCAUCACCAUCAAAACCACCAUCAUCACAAUCAAAACACCACCACUAUCACCACCAUCAACACCACCAUCAUUACCAUGACCACCAUCAUGAUCACCACCACCAUCAACACCACCUGAUCAUCAUCACCCCACCAUCAACACCACCUGAUCAUCAUCACCCCCACCACCAUCAAAACCACCAUCAUCACAAUCAAAACACCAUCACCCCCACCUACCGUGACCACCACCAUCGUCACCACCAUCAUCAACACCACCUGAUCAUCACUGUCACCAUCAAAACCACCAUCAUCACAAUCAAAACACCACCACUAUCACCAUCAACACCACCAUCAACACCACCAUCUCAACACCACCUGAUCAUGACAUCAUCACCACCAUUUUUGAUGUCCAGUUUGUUGUUUUCCACAUGCCUAUAGAUAUAGUCCAAGAGGUCUUUGUGCAACAAGCUGCUGAUUCCACCAGUAAACUUCUUGAUAACAUCACAAUUAUUUCAAAUUAUAUAAAAUGGGAUAAUGAGGGGAAUAUGGAAGGAAUCAAGGGUGAUAUUCUACAUUCCAGCAAUAAAGGGGAAUUUCCUGCACCUUUAAAUUAUAAAGAUGCUGUUAAGGUACAAGGAAUUGAAAAUAUUUUUGUAUUCUCGCUUGAAUUAACUAACAAAUCAGAUCGAAUUUCUAAAAUUUUAAAGUGUACAGUAGUGUACCAUAAAAAAUGUCAUUCACAUAGUUUUGUUCAUUUUAAUUAAAUCAUCUUUCAUCAGGGUCGCAACAAUAUCCUACUGUUGGGAGAUAAUUUUGGUGAUGCAGAAAUGUUGAACUGUGUUGAAAAUGCUGAAACCAGUUUGAAUAUUGGAUUCUUAAAUGAUAAUGUAAGACAUAUAUUAAAGUAUCAAAGCUCCCUCAGCAGUGUGUGAUAAAUCAAAUAUAAUGGAUCUCACAAUUCUCCCAUAUCCAAAUUUUGUGACAUGUUUUCUAUUUUAGGUAAAUGAGCUGAGAAAGAAUUUUGAACAACUCUAUGACAUAGUGGUUGUGGACCCGGAAUCAAUGACUCUUGUUUCUGUGUUGUUGAUGAAACUUUUGGACAAGAAAUAGAAGAUUACAGAAUAUAUAAAUAAGGUGAAUUGAUCUUUAAAGCUACUGAACACAGGCCUAUGACAGUAAUUAGCUGUUCAUAAAUACUGUAAUAAUUUUUUAUGUAGGUGGUGUUGCUGAGCACAUGCAAUCCUCACUGACAGUUGUCAGACAUGGUGGGUACUUGCUAGCUACAUACUGGGUUUCAAUAAAAUAUUUAUUGGAAUAUUACAGAAUAAUAGUUAACAAUUAUAUUUGAAAUACAAAAUAAUUGAAUGCAUAAAAUUACUAGUAACAAUUUUCACUCAUAAUUUUACAUGUUGUAGGUUCUGUACAGUAGUUUAAUAACAUUUUUCUGACUGAAUUCAUGUAAGAAAUAGAUGGAAAUAAAUAUGCAACUUGGAAAUUAAUAAAUUAUUUUUCAGUUUUUUAAGAUAUGCAUGGAGUUUAUUUAAUUUAGCUAGUUUAUGCAUAAAAUGAUAGUUCUCAGGACACAGUAUAAUUAUGGAUUUCAAUCUCUAUAGCUGCACAGUACAUAUUGUAUGUGUUGUCAUUGUACAGUAUAUGUUCACUGAAUACUUUCAUUUUAAAAUUUAGUAGCAAGCUGGUUUCACAAAAUGAAGAUGAUCCCAAGGCACAUACAGAUAUAGAAUGAGGGAAUUUGAAAAACAAAUUUUUUGCAAGCUGUUCUUCUUUAAUUUUUUCGGACCCUCAUAACUUUUUUUCUUCAUUCAUUGUCGGUGAAAGAGUCUUCAGACACAACCUUUAUUCUUUUUCCUUCACUUUGAUUUACUUCAACUUCAACAUUGUCAAGAUACCAUCUAAAAAAAUUAUUCUACAUUGAAAAGUCUUGAGCCUAAUUAUUGGUA